Molecule: messenger RNA, 213 nt
Organism: Colletotrichum fioriniae
Lineage: Eukaryota; Fungi; Ascomycota; Sordariomycetes; Glomerellales; Glomerellaceae
Source: RefSeq, a predicted model, not a curated record
AUGGCCGCUCUCCAUGCGCAUAUCAUCACUUUCCUGGAUGUGCAGCGAUUGUUUAUAAGCUACGCCAAUGACAACAACGUCCUCGAUCUCGGCGUCGUCUGUAGCUUGCUCACAGGCCUCUACAACAAGGGCGAGUUUCGACGGAUUUGCGUGCAUGACAAGAAUGGCAUCAAGUGGGACUUUGAGCUGAAGGUAUCAACUUCUAAUCUGUAG